AUGCAGAUUAUUGAUGAUUCUUGUGGCAAUGGUGAAAACAGGCCGAGACAUGAGACUUUGACACUCUUACCAAAACCAAGGUGGUUAGCCUGUUUUAAAGUUUGUCAAGCAAGAAAUGAUGGGUUAUGGAACAACAAAAUCCCUUGUGCAGAGAUUUCCAUAUACAGUUCAUCUACGUUGUUCCAAUCUUGGAGAAAAACGGCUGAAACCCAUAAGAUGACACCUGAACAUGUUAAGGACGCAGGUGUCAAGGCGUCGCAGCGUCCCCCAGGACACGGCCGUAGUCCUGGGGAGGUGCUACACCAGUGUCGUCGUCUUCCAUUUAGUUAUACCACUAUGACUAUAGCAGGGUUUGCUAUUUAUGCUAUAAUUAGGUAUACUGUUUUAUACUCUAAGAAAAAGUCUGAGGCUAAUGCUUUGGAUGUUGCUAGGGUCGCCACCAACACGGCUUCUCCUCAAAACACCGAUAAUCGCCCUAGGAAAUAG
This is a messenger RNA of Spinacia oleracea (spinach), 486 nucleotides long. RefSeq lists its product as uncharacterized. The record is from RefSeq and is a predicted model, not a curated record. The transcript has 4 exons. The coding region runs from base 1 to 486 and encodes 161 amino acids. Lineage: Eukaryota; Viridiplantae; Streptophyta; Magnoliopsida; Caryophyllales; Amaranthaceae.